AUGCUCAAAGCGUCGCUUCUGUCGUUCGUGGCCUUCACGGCCCAGGUCGCCAACGCGGCCUUUGGCAUCACCACCAGCUCCAGCGCCUAUGUCAUCGACACCAAUGCACCAAACCAGCUGACGUUCACCGUCAGCCGCAGCAGCUGCGACAUUACCUCCAUCGUCCACUAUGGCACGGAGCUGCAGUACUCUAGCCAGGGCAGUCACAUUGGGUCGGGUCUGGGCUCUGCCACGGUGACCGCCGUGCAGUCCGGUGACUAUAUCAAGGUGACCUGUGUGACGGACACCUUGACGCAGUACAUGGUGGUGCACAAUGGGGACCCGAUAAUUCACAUGGCGACAUAUAUCACUGCCGAACCGUCAAUCGGCGAGCUGCGGUUUAUCGCUCGACUGAACUCGGACGUGCUACCGAACGAGGAGCCGUUUGGCGACGUUUCCACCACCGCCGAUGGGACUGCCAUUGAGGGAUCGGAUGUGUUCUUGGUCGGCAGUGAAACCCGCAGCAAGUUCUACUCGAGCGAGCGAUUUAUCGACGAUCAGCGACACUGCAUUGCCGGGGAUGCCCACCGCGUUUGCAUGAUCUUGAAUCAAUACGAAAGCUCCUCCGGAGGUCCUUUCCACCGGGAUAUCAACUCGAACAACGGAGGGAGCUACAACGCCCUCUACUGGUACAUGAACUCCGGCCACGUUCAAACCGAAUCCUACCGGAUGGGUCUCCACGGUCCAUACUCGAUGUACUUCAGUCGCAGCGGUACCCCCAGCACCAGUAUCGAUACCUCAUUCUUCGCGGACCUUGACAUCCAAGGCUAUGUUGCCGCCUCAGGCCGAGGCAAAGUGACCGGCACGGCAUCGGGAGCAGACUCGAGCAUGGACUGGGUGGUUCACUGGUACAACGAUGCGGCACAGUACUGGACUUAUACCAGCUCCAGCGGCAGCUUCACCUCGCCCGCCAUGAAGCCCGGAACCUACACCAUGGUCUACUACCAAGGCGAGUACGCGGUCGCCACGAGCUCGGUCACCGUGUCCGCCGGAUCGACAACGACGAAGAACAUUUCGGGGUCCGUGAAGACCGGCACUACCAUUUUCAAGAUUGGUGAAUGGGACGGACAACCAACCGGCUUCCGCAACGCAGCGAACCAGCUCCGCAUGCACCCGUCCGACUCGCGCAUGUCCUCCUGGGGUCCACUGACCUACACGGUUGGCAGUUCCGCUCUGACUGACUUCCCGAUGGCCGUGUUCAAGAGCGUCAACAACCCGGUCACCAUCAAAUUCACCGCGACAUCCGCGCAGACCGGCGCAGCGACCCUGCGGAUCGGGACGACCUUGUCGUUUGCCGGUGGACGACCCCAGGCGACGAUCAACAGCUACACAGGAAGCGCACCAGCUGCGCCGACAAACCUGGACUCUCGGGGCGUGACCCGCGGUGCGUACCGGGGGUUGGGCGAGGUGUAUGAUGUGUCCAUCCCGUCGGGGACGAUCGUCGCGGGAACAAAUACGAUUACGAUCAACGUGAUCUCUGGAAGUUCGGGGGAUACGUAUUUGAGUCCGAACUUUAUCUUUGAUUGUGUGGAGCUGUUCCAGUAG
Molecule: messenger RNA, 1584 nt
Organism: Aspergillus aculeatus ATCC 16872
Lineage: Eukaryota; Fungi; Ascomycota; Eurotiomycetes; Eurotiales; Aspergillaceae
Gene: rglA
Product: putative rhamnogalacturonase B
Exons: 11
Coding region: 1-1584 (527 amino acids)
Biological process (GO): pectin catabolic process
Molecular function (GO): carbohydrate binding; carbon-oxygen lyase activity, acting on polysaccharides
Source: RefSeq, a predicted model, not a curated record